Messenger RNA from Paramuricea clavata, 1887 nucleotides. The record is from the annotation of a GenBank genome assembly. NCBI's taxonomy places the organism in Eukaryota, Metazoa, Cnidaria, Anthozoa, Malacalcyonacea, Plexauridae.
AUGAAGACCUACAACCAACAGAUCCUACAACAUCGCCAAGAUGAGAGUAACACAACUUUUAUCAAGGUAAGAGAAAAUCAAAAAUGAGUCAAGGAAUUUUUAAUCGUUUCUCAUUAAAAAACGGAAAAAAAAAUAUUUCAAAUUUUUUUGAGAAAAUAACAUUUUCAAAAAAUGUUUAUUUAUCCUUCAGGGAAAAGAAAUUUUACAUCAAACCACAUCCUACGAGCUUGUACGGAGAGAAGACAAAGGCGAAGUGAAGAUAACUAGAUUAACCAACCAACCAACCAUGGAUCCAUCAACAGAACGUCGACAUGCCUGAUCAACAAAACAAUUACGAAAAUGCGAAAGUGAUUAGUAUAUAUGUAAGUGAUGUUAUAAAACUUUUGAAAUACAUGAAUGCCGGAAUUUCUCGCUUUUUCAAUCCUAAUAUAACUAGUCCUUUGUAGGAUUGCAUUGAAAAACAUACACUCGCGAGUUUUUCAAAAACUUCAAAUUGCUCUCGUACUUCAGACUCGUGCAAUUUUGAUCGUCUUUGAAACUCACUCCUGUAUUUUUUUUCAAAUUGUACUCGAAACCGUACAAAUACCUAUACCUAUACCAACAACUAUAAUUCCAAAACGUUGUUUCGAUAUAUCAUGCACGAUCAUUAAUUAUUUCGCGUUCUUUCACCAGGUAGGAAUUUUGUCCGCGCUGGUCAAUAAGUUUUGGCGCAUUCGAAAAGUUCUUUUAAACGUUUUUGAGUUUUUUCUGGCCGUUUCUGGUGAACAGCAGAUUCGCAAAAAUGUAAACUUGUUUCGCAAAAAUGUACUGGACCUUUCUUCGUUCACUUGUCGAAGUAUUUUUGAUAGGAAAAUUCGCGAUUUUCCGUUGGAAACGUUUCCCUUCCUUCCCAACGAAGCAUUAAAUAACAAUAUUUUUCCAGUAGCAAAACUAGGCCAAAAAACAAAUAAAAUGCUCAAAAAUCAAAUGUAAUAUUUACCCGCCCCGAGUCUCUUAUCUGUUCACCGCGUCAAUUUUGACGCGUGUGUUGACAAAAUUCCUACCUUUGUGUUGUUCCAACAAGAAGUAAUAGCGGACUGCAUGAUGGCAACAUACACAAAUUCGUCCCCCCCCCCCCCCCUCCCCCGUCACUGGAUAUUAUACCCUCCGACAUGGUGUGGUUGCCGUAACGUCAGAUGAAAACAUGAAACACUGUCAGCCUGGACCUUGACCUUCUACUUUUAGUUUCGGCGCUUUGGUGGUGAGGCGAGGAUUGGCAGUAGCAUGUGACGUCACACUUACCAAAUGCUAGCCCAAAAUUGACCAAAACCUGCCGAGUAAAGGGCCUAAGUCUAGGCAUGGAUAAUAAAAUACAAUUUUACAAUCCAUGGUCUAGGCUAUCAUCGACAUUAUUAAUUAUAUACAUCAAUAAUAUUAAAUGUUAUUUGAAACAUGAAAUACUACGCAUUUCAAAAUUGAUAUGAUUAUGGGAUAAUAAAUGCCGUUGAAUUGGCGCCGAAGCCUAAAAUAUUGACGGCAAUUUUUUGUCUACGAUAAUUUGGUAAAAUUGUGAGGACUGGAUAUCUGACAGAAAAUCCUGGCAAUUUAUAUAGACAUUUUAAAGUCUCUUUUCUACCAAAUAUCAAUCAACCCCUUAACAUGAUUCGAUCCUAUUUCAUGGACUCAUGGUACUUUUUUAAUUUCAAAAGGUGAAGUGAUGAAAUGUUUAUGUGAUGAAAAGAGAUGAUGAAAAGACCAAAAAGAACCACUCACGAAUGGCAUGGAGCCAAGAAAAGAAUGACGAUUCGCAACAAUCAGAAACAACAACAUUGCUAAUAUGAAAGUAACGAAACAUUUUACCAAUGUAAGUUAGUUAAAGACAAAAUACUUAUUUAAAGAUCAAAGGGG